Messenger RNA from Acanthopagrus latus (yellowfin seabream), 7418 nucleotides. RefSeq names its product zinc finger protein 148 (gene znf148). Gene Ontology annotation, biological process: regulation of transcription by RNA polymerase II. Lineage: Eukaryota; Metazoa; Chordata; Actinopteri; Spariformes; Sparidae. Bases 486 to 2930 code for a protein of 814 amino acids. Gene Ontology annotation, molecular function: DNA-binding transcription factor activity, RNA polymerase II-specific; RNA polymerase II cis-regulatory region sequence-specific DNA binding. The transcript is spliced from 7 exons. The record is from RefSeq and is a predicted model, not a curated record.
UUGCGCGUCGCUCAGACGUAUGUUAUUAUUUGUCCUGGCGGCGAGCUAGCUAGUUAGCGAACGUUAGCUUUACUAGCAAGCAAUAACAUUGUGGCCUAUUGGGGCAGAGUGGCUGAGGAAGCUGGAGGCGCUAGCGCCGAAGCGUAGUAACCCCGCUGACAAGUUUUGGGGAAAUGUGCAUGCGAAAGUAGCGUUUUGUGCCAUGAACGUCGUUCGACGUGAGCUGGGAUUUAUUGAUGAAUACCGCUUGUGAGAGGAUACGUCUAAUGCCAUGUGGAUGCUGUGUCAACUGAACAUUACAGCGAUAGAGACAGGGCAAUGUUUGCAGUAACUUGCUAGCAGCUAGCUAACUAGCUUCAAACAGGCCGUUGACGUCUGUCAAGUACGUGACAGGAUAGUGGAACUUCCGGUUGCCGCCUUCAAAGUAAAGCCUCCAGUGAUGCACUUUUCAGCGAUUUGAUGAGUUAAGAACUACUCUAUGUAAGAUGAACACUGAGGACAAGUUGGAGGGCAUGCUGCUGAAGUGCAGCAGCGGAGGAAUAGAUGGAGGAGGGAGAGUCGGGCUGGUCAGCGGAGGAGGACUGGUGGUGAUGACCUUAGGGGAGCGAUCGCUGGCAAACCACCCUCUGCUGGCCGAGGACGAUGACGAUGAAGACGAAGAUGAGGACUUGACGGGGAGCUCGCUGGUUACACACGACCUGGUCCCUCCGGAGCAGCUGAUGAUGCAGGAGGAGAUGACAAAGAAUGGUGGAGGCGGAGAAGAGGAGGGAGGAGGCGAGGUGGGAGUGCAUUUCCCCCUAAAACUCACCCAUAAGUUUCCCUGCUUGCUUCAUAUGCCAUUGAGCAUCAAACAGGAACUGAAGCUGGCUGAGCCACCUGUCCAGAUAAAGAAGGACAAAAAAGGAGCGAAGGACCUGAUGGUGUGUCCCAAGAAGAAAAAAAGGAAGCAGCGUUCACCAGCAAAGAUUCUCAGCAUCAGUGAUGAGGUAUCAUUGGGCAUACAAAACCCCAAGUGUCACGUCUGCAUUCACUGUAAUGCUGCAUUCAGAACCAACUACCAUCUACAGAGGCAUCUUUUCAUUCACACAGGUGAGAAGCCAUUUCAGUGCAGCCAGUGUGAUAUGCGCUUCAUUCAGAAAUAUCUUCUCCAGAGACACGAGAAAAUCCACACUGGUGAAAAACCUUUCCGCUGUGAUGAGUGUGGGAUGAGGUUCAUCCAGAAGUACCAUAUGGAGAGACACAAGAGGACUCACAGCGGAGAGAAACCGUACCAGUGUGACUACUGUCACCAGUACUUCUCCAGAACAGACCGGGUUUUAAAGCACAGACGAAUGUGUCACGAGAACAGAGAGAGAAAGACCAACAAGGCAGCUGGUAAAGUCGGACCUUUGCGUGACACGGAUUCUUUAGGCCUCCCCUUUGUCUCCAAAGAGUGUUCACUGCCCAAGAAAAAGCGCCAAAAGUGUGCAGACAAAAGUUCAUGCGCUUCCACCACUGCACAGCCAGAUGGGCACACUGUCGCUGUGGUCGAAACGGAGGAGAAGGAGGAUCAGAGACAGAAUAAAAUUGAAGGUCUACCUCUCUAUGCUGUGUCCUCCAAAGUCAAACAUGAGUAUGUGAUUGCAGACUACUCUGUGGAACUUCCUGAAGAAACGGCUAGCCAGCACCAAGAGGGAGACGUGUCAUCAGAAGACACAACUCCUCCCAAACUUGUCCUGAAGAAAAUCCCCAAGAGGAGUCUGAAACAGUCCACGGAGCAAACCCCUCCCUGCCUGUCUUCUUUGUCUUCCUUUGAGGAGAAUACCAAGGUCACACAGUACACCUUUGAAAUUGUGGACAAGCAAGGCCUUUUGGACGUAGAGAGCAACACCGAACUGGAGUCAGUAGAAACUCUUCAAGGAGGACCAGCAAAGCCAGCAGCCAGCAGCACAAACUACGACGAUGCCAUGCAGUUCCUCAAGAAGAAACGUUACCUUCAGGCUGCGAUGGCCAACAACACUCGGGACUACAGCCUGAACACAAGCAGCAUCUCCUCUCAGCCAUCUGUUACACAAACUGUGGUGUCAACCGUCAUCGACGAGACUGUGCCCGCCACCAUUCUGGAGCCACAGCCCAUCAGCGCAGAGAUUAAAGCAACCCAUGACAAGAACGUGCUGCCUGAUGAGGUCCUUCAGACGCUGUUGGACCAUUAUUCCAAUAAGGCUAACGGACAGUCAGACAUUUCCUUCAGUGUGGCGGACACAGAGGUUACGUCAAGCAUAUCCAUUAAUUCCUCAGAUGUUUCAGAUGGCAGUCCCGUGGAGAGCCUCGGAGCCUCUUCCGCCCAGGCUCAGCCAGCUACAGAGAAGGUCAGCCUCUUACAAGAGUACUCCAAGUUUCUCCAGCAAGCACUGGAGAGGACCAGCCAGAACGACAGCUACCUGACCAGCCAGAGCCUCAGCUUGGUCUCAGAAAACCCCACCUUAGCUGGACAACCUCUGUUCUCCACCGAGAAACAGUUUCCUUCCCCCAGCAGGUUCAAAUCAGGGAUGAGCUCUCCGCUACGGUCCACAUUAGAGAAACCUCACUUUGGAUUACUGGUCGGGGACUCCCAGCACUCAUUUUCAUUUUCAGGUGACGAGACCACCCCUCCCUCAGCAGUGUCCCCAGCUGAGGAGGACUUUCUGGAGCAGGUAUCUCCCUCCAAAAAGACAGACUCUUCACAAGGCAUACUGCAGACUUUUCAAAUAAGCUCCUUCGAUCAGAACUUCAAAUCUCACUUCCAGGCAUCGAGAUCUGGAUCCUCCUCACAGUUUACUGUUGCCAAUGGACAAUUAAGUCUCCGAGGACACAGCACAGACUUCUCAGAGUUCCCCUUAGUCAGAGUCACUGAGACCAGGGCUCAACUGAACUCCUCCCCUGAUGUUUCAUCCAGUGAAACCUUUGGCUGAAGGGAGGGGUGGAUGAAUUCAUUUCUGUUUAUAAUUUCAGCAGCACUUUAUCUCAUGUGUCCUGUUUUGCCAAAACAAGUCCCAUUGCAACUUUGUGCUCUUUCUUAAAGCAUUUUAUUUAAAACUAAUAUUUAGUUUUUUUGUUUUUCAAGUGCAACCUGAUCGAAUGGAAAUACUGCAAAUUGAUGAAACAAUAAUUAGCACUUCCCCUUUAAAAAAAAAAAAAAGAAUUGUAAUCAUGGAUACACAUUUCUUGCGCCAGAAUGUAUAUCAAGAGAUUAAGCAACCAAAGUGUAAUGAAAGAGAGAGAAAUAAUCUCUCAUCCCAUUGCCGUAGAGUUUAUCUUUAGGUCCUUUUGUUGAUUUGUUUCCCACCUCGUCAAAUACUGGCGCUUUGGGAUGGUUGCUAUCGUGCCCUACAAUCCCAGAGUGUCGGUAUUUGACAAGUUUUGAAUGAGACUCAAAAAUCAACUUUUCUCACAAAUAGGACCUUUUAAAUGUUCUGUCAAUCAGUUAGCCUUGCACAAAAAAGUCACUCUUGCUGCUUAAUGCAACAUUUCCGCUCAAUUAAACAAGGUCCCUUUUUAUAUAUAUAUAUAUAUAUAUAUAUAUAUAUAUAUAUAUAUAUAUAUAUGCCAUUUUGCUCUUACUGCAUCUACCUCCCCUCGCUGUUAAAUUGGUUAAAUCUGGUUAAAUUUAACAACAUUUUUGCCCAAACUGUGUGACCCCUGUUAAAUUGUCUACAGAGGUGAAACCAUGAUUAGAUCUAGAGAUGCACCGAUUUACCUGCCAGGGACCAGAUUUCCGCGUGAUCUGCCGCGACCAGCAACUGGCCGAUCAGUGUCAGAUAUAUCCGACUCUGUGCCAGUCACAAUCAUGGACAUGCCGCCAGCCUGUACUGAAAGAAAGAAAGAAACUAAAUAUCUUGUGUUAUUCACCAAAAAAAAAAAAAAAAAAAUCUCAUCUGUUUCAGUGCAAGAGUAGAGUCCACGCAGACAUGGAGCGAAGCAGAGACAGGGACGUUACUGGAGUUUUCUGUUCCGCCUGUUUUCUUUUGGGAUUAUAAAACAUUCUGGUCUAGGGUUAUGAAUUGCGCAUUUACUUUGAGCAUAAGUAAACAGGAACAGUGAACUUUUUAUGCCGCUCACAUCAGCAAGACCUCCUUUCACCAUUCACAAAAAGAGUCCAGGGUAUACCAGUAUACUCUGUGUAAAUGCUUAGACCAGGGAGCUAAAAUUUCAGUAACAGGCCAUUUAAAUGUUUUUAUUUUCAUGUGUUAUUUAUCAGUCAGUGCUCAUUAUGAACGUGAAAUUGAAUUUUCCAUUUAUAAAAAUCAGCAGGUCAGACAGAUCAGAAGAAAUCAGAACGCGUAAUCAGCUAAGAAAAUUGUAAUCGGUGCAUCUCUAAUGAAAUUGUAACUGAUUCUUCACUUGAUGUUGAAGUCACUUUACUAUCACCUGAAAUAGGCAUUUCCACACGAUGUGUGUAAUGAAUGCCACAGGAAAAAUUUAACUGAUUGUAUUUGUCUGAUAUGGAAUCUAGUUUACAUUCCAUUGGGCCUAAUUUGAUUGGUGUGAUGUCCAAAAACGAAGAAAUUAUAGCUCCGUCAUGAAUCGUUAAACAUUAAUGUAUUCCUUUUAAACUUCUCGUCACUGAUAUUUCUAAACGUGUUAUGACUUCACAGUUUUAACACUCGCCAAAAAAAAGAUUUGGGUAUCAAAUAGCUGCACACAUAAUAUGGUUGCAGGAUAAAUGUUUUCCUUCAGAAGUUUAAGGAAGUUGUAGUGAAGUUACUUAAGAAGAUUGUGCGUGACUUUUGCACAAUUUGCACAUUGUUCACUACAGGGAAUGUAGUAUGCAGUUUCACAGUGGAGGAAAUGGAACACCUUUACUUAAUAGGCGACUUUUGUUAAAAGGAGAUUUCUGAGACUGACCUGUCAGUACAAACCCUUGUUGGGUUGCGCUUUCGUCACUCAUAACGUAGCUCUUGCAGCUGCACUUUUAUGGUCCUUUGUUGUUCUUGUUGGAAGAUGCACAGGUUUUGGAGAAACAACAAUGUGAUUAGACCCCCUUGUAUUUAGGCUUCAUGUAGAAAGAGAGUACACGUGGAAAUGAGGUGCUUGGUUUUUCCAGUUUUAUUAAUUUUGCAUCCGUGCCUUUCUUUCUUUCUUUCUUUUUUUUUCUUUCUGUUUUUUCUAUUCCAGCCUUACUCAUUCCUGUUUCUUUGUUUCUUUCAAGGCUACUAAUUCCACUUGCACAGUAACAAAAACCACAUAAGCUAUCAACCUAUACAGUCUGUAAUGCGUCGAGAUCUGGGAGCUUUAUUUUUAUUUCGCACAUCAUAUUUAGAGUCGAAGAAAGAAAUAGCUGUACAUUUCGUUCUCAAACUGUUAUCUGUAGCUGGAAGGAUGUGGCGUCUUCGUGUGUAUAUGAGCAGACCAUGUUUCAGACAUUUGUAGUUUUUGAUGAUUAUCACCAGUUCGCUAGAAUGCAGUCGCAAGCCACAUCUGAGGUCUCUUCUGUGCUUCAUCAUACUGUUGAUUGUUUUCAGUAAGUUCAUUAUGUGUGAUGUCGUAGGUGCUAUUGCAUAAAACAUUUUUUUGUUGAUUUUUUUUGUUUGGGUUUUUGUUCUUUUUGGCGCCAUUUAAUGAGGUUUAGAAAGUUGAUGCUAAGCUCCCUCUUGUUACGACACAACUGACAAUCAGGGACAGGCGACACCCACGUUAAUCAUCAAACACUUUAUUUUUCCUCGUCGAUCAUUCCCACUAGAGUUUAUCGGAGAUAUUCUGCUGUAAAUACAUUGUAUAUUUUUAUGUUCUGAGAAGUACUGUUAGAUUUUUCUGUGUCAAUAGAGUGACUUGUGCAAGAGACACUUUUUGUCAGUGGAAGGCACAUUAUUUAGUUUUCCAGCAUUUAUUACAUUCAACAAUUAAUUCAUUUCACUCGCUGACAGGAUGCGGCUGUCUGAGGUGUGUGUGUGUGUAUAUAAAUAUAUUUCACCACUGUUAUCAGAAGAAAAUCAACACAUUUUCAAUUGUAUUGAUGAUUGGUUCAAGUGAUUUCUUUUGUAGGUUAAUGCAUUUUGAUUGUGCAUUAUGAUGGGAUUUACUGUAUUCAAGUGUUGGUAAUGAAAAGCCCCCAAGACCAGGAAAUGUACAUUUGGAUUUGAAGUAAUACUCCACCAGAAAUCAGUGGCAAAUAUUUAAAGGAUAAGUUCACCUAAAAAUUAAAUCUGCUCACCCUCGCGCUGAUGGAAGAUCGAGCAUCACAGCAAAACACGAAUGCAGCUUUCUCCUAAACAACUGAAGUAGGUGAAGACUCGUUUUAAACUGUUAGAAAAAACAACCCACAAAAUGGAUGCACACAGCUCUUCAGGUGUAAUCCAAGUCUUCAGAAGCCAUGAGAUCCCAAAUUGAUUUGGAAGAAGACGUUAAUUACACCCUUGACAAACCUGUAGAUCCACUUCAGAUGGGUGUGCACCAACGCUUCAGCCACACUGGAGGUUUUCGGUGUAAAUAACAUCUUUUAAAACCAGCUUGAGAUCUCAGGACUUCCCGAUCCUUGGAUUACGCCGGACAAACUGCAUGGAGCCGUUUCAUGUUUCUCUGCCGUUUUUUUUUUUUUUUUUUUUUUUAAAUCAUUUUGAUACAAGUUCCCAUCUACUUUAAGUUGUUUAGGAAAAUGCUGCAACACUGUUUUGCUGUGAAGCUCAUGAAAUGAUUUGUGGAUUUAAUCAUGAACUUGGCUGAAUAUGUAUUUUAAGGUGAACUUAGAUUGUGGUCAGCUUCAAUUCAUGUCAGUUAAACUAGAUUUUGGGUGGAGUAUAACUUGUUGGAAAUAUUCCACUAGCUGCCCAUUUCAGUGUAAGCGAUAAUUGAAAGCACAGUGCAUACGAGUAAUUCUACUCUGGAAAGUCGAAACGAACAGCACCAUGGUAUUUUUCCUUUAAAUAAUCUAUUGUCAGUAACCUGGCCAUAAGUGUCCUUGUAUAAGCUAGAGAAAAAAAAACUAUUUGUUUUGUGUGAAAAGAUCUGAAUUAUUAAUUUUUUGAUAAAAACUAUUUUUGAAACAUGUCAUUUAUGGCACUGAUAUGUACAGUAUAUCAUAUGCAGUCACUAUUGCUACCCUCAUUUAUCUCUGUACAAGUCGUUUGUGUCAAGAUCUUUCAAAUGCAGACGGGAAUCUCCCUCUCGAGUCCGAACUUUUGACUUUUUUCAUACUUUUAAAGAACUUGACGAGGAGGCCCUACUUCUGCUUCACUGUAAGGUUGAUCUCGAGGUAGACAGUGAGGUUCAUUUGCAUGGUCUCUAACUUGUUGGGUCGAGUGUUUUAUGAAUAAUGUGCAGCUUUAAUUGUAGCUGAUUAAUUUCAGUCAAGUAACCCAUAUGAUUAGAUUUUUUGCAAUAUAUUAUGAUUUGUAAACAAUCUGAUUCAAUUGUUGUUUUGAUUGUUGUGUGUCAUGUCCUUAUAAAUAAAAUGAUUCACAGUA